This is a messenger RNA of Aspergillus steynii IBT 23096, 1428 nucleotides long. RefSeq names its product MFS general substrate transporter. The transcript is spliced from 8 exons. NCBI's taxonomy places the organism in Eukaryota, Fungi, Ascomycota, Eurotiomycetes, Eurotiales, Aspergillaceae. The record is from RefSeq and is a predicted model, not a curated record. Bases 1 to 1428 code for a protein of 475 amino acids.
AUGCCGCCCAAAUUUCUUAAUGCACCUGGCAAGCUACGCCUCUAUUCCCCCUUCGUCCAGAAUAUUGUUAUGGGAUGCGUUCUAUUUUGCCUCCCUGGUAUCUAUAUCGCCCUAACUGGCCUCGGGGCUGGCGGGGGGCAGGCAAGCUCACAGGAGACCACUGCUUUGGCCAAUAGUAUUCUCUAUGGGGUCUUUACGGUUGCCGGAUGGUGCGCUGGGCCUGUUUUGAACCACCUAAAGCCGAAAUGGACUGCAGUCAUAGGAGCAAUUGGGUAUCCUGUUUAUGUUGGGUCACUGUGGUACUAUGACCGAGCGGGUGGACAAGUCUUUCCUCUUUUAGCUGCGGCGCUUCUUGGUAUAUGUGCCGGUCUUUUGUGGACAACAUCCGGCUGUAUACAAUUUGCUUAUCCAGAGGAGAAAGACAAGGCUACGUAUAUUACCUUGCAAUGCAUUCUUCAAUCCAGCGGUAGCACUGUUGGUGCACUCGUCGCAUUCGGCGUUACUAUGAACGGGGGCCAAGAAUCCGGAGUAUCCAGCGCCGUAUACAUUGCGUUUAUAUUAGUGAUGGCAGUUGCAAUCGUCGGAGCAGCCAUUUUUAUCGUUGACCCCGAGGACGUGGUUCGAGAUGAUGGCCGGCAUAUUGCCACAUUCGAAAAACCAACGGUCAAGAGAGAGAUCCUAGGUGUCCUGUCCGUGAUGACUGACCCGAAGAUUAUAAUUAUGCUCCCGGCUAUGUUUGUGGCAGAAAUGUGUCUAGCAAUGGUCAGCAGUGUGAACGCUUACUACUUCAAUCUCCGAACGCGUUCCCUCAAUAAUCUUCUGUUUCAAGCAGUCAUGAUACCAACCCCGCUCAUACUAGCAUAUAUACUCGAUAACAAGCACGUUAAAUCCCGAAGGCUACGCGGUGUAAUGGGCACUACCUUCACAUCCCUGAUUACAAUGGGCGCGACCUGUGGCCUUCUCCCCUGGGUGAUACGGAACCAAGUAGAUCGCGAAAGGCCCUCUGCCGUCGACUGGACUGACAGCAGCUCGGCUGCAGCUAUGGCGUUGUAUAUCCUCUUCGGCAUUGUCUACGCCUGCUUCCAGAUCGGCGUUCAAUGGACCCUUGCCGCACUGACGAACGACCCUGCUCUCUGUGCUCGCUAUUCUGGCGCGUCUAAAGGGACUGUUAGCCUGGGUAUGUGUGUCUCUUUCACGGUUGACUCGCAAGGAAUGUCAUUCCGAAAUCAGGUUAUUAUGCAGCUGGUUCUGUAUUGUGUCGGUAUCUGCAGCUUGUACUACGUCAUCAUAGUUUAUGUGCGCCAGACAAACUAUUUUGUUGAGGAGAGUGUCAUCGUGCCCACUGGCAUGGAAAAUGUUCUGGAUGGUAUUGAGAAGGAUGAUGGAACCCAACGACGAGUUGAAGAAAAUGAGCAGCGGUCGGGAUAG